AUGGCCGAUCCACCCGCCGCCAACGACGGCAUCGUCGGCCGCGUCCGGGGCGCUUCGCUUUCCAUCAUGAAUGCCAAUCCUCAGCUCGGAAUGUGGCAGGCUGCUGGAACUGCCAUCGCUCAGGCGCCGAACCUCACUGAACUGCGCGACGAAGACUCAGGCGGCGAUAACAUCGCUUUCAAUUCCCAGGGCCACUCAGCCCGUUUCGCGAGACAGGAGCGCGACGGCGAGCUUGCCCUUGUGAGGUCAUCAACAAGGACCGGGUCUAUCGCCACCGAGGGACAGCCUGCAUUCAAAAGUGUUUUCAAGGAUGGUGAUAAGCCAGAUGAGAGACAUGAGGGAGAGGCCGACGAGGCGAGGGUUCUCAUGGGGGAUAACCAAGCUGACGGCAGCCCUGACCCAAGGCAGCAAUUUCAAAGGCGCCAAAGUCUGUAUGAGAAGCACAUGGCCAAGGAGAAGGCCCCAUGGCAAACGACCGUCGUCAAUGGCUUGAAGGCGUUUUGGAAGUUUUUCUUGACACCAUCGGGAUUCAUCAUCACAAUCUACUGCCUGAAUAUCGUGGCUAUGCUCUUCUUCCUCCUCAUCAACGCCGCACCCGCAAUGAACUACCCUUCCGCCGACGACAAUAACUCACCCCGCAAAAAAUGGCUGGAGAUCGACAGUCAGAUCCUCAACGCCCUCUUCUGCGUUACGGGCUUUGGUCUUGCGCCAUGGCGUUUUCGAGACUUGUAUUGGUUCAUCCGUGCGACAAAUUUCAAGGAUCGCGAAGCCAUGCGAAGGCUAGCGGCGCAAAAUAAAGGCUGGUUUCGACCACCAGCGUGGACUUUCGAGGACGAGAAGGGCCGCACGCCGACUUUUACGAACCAGACGGCGCCACCGACGGCACUUUGGAAGCUUGGGUUCACGAUCUGGAUGAUGGUGCUCAACACGCUGCUGCAAGCUGUGUUAUGCUACUUCAUGUGGGGUUACAACCGCAUCGACCGUCCCUCAUGGGCCACUGGCACCUUUAUCGGACUUGGCUGCGGUGUCGCUAUGAUGGCAGGCGUCAUGUCGUGGUGGGAAGGCCGGAAGGUGAAGAAGAUCGAAGGCCCGCAGGUCGAGGUUGUCCAGGAAGUAUAG
This is a messenger RNA of Colletotrichum gloeosporioides, 1119 nucleotides long. RefSeq lists its product as uncharacterized. The record is from RefSeq and is a predicted model, not a curated record. The transcript is spliced from 3 exons. The coding region runs from base 1 to 1119 and encodes 372 amino acids. Lineage: Eukaryota; Fungi; Ascomycota; Sordariomycetes; Glomerellales; Glomerellaceae.